Molecule: messenger RNA, 734 nt
Organism: Prosopis cineraria
Lineage: Eukaryota; Viridiplantae; Streptophyta; Magnoliopsida; Fabales; Fabaceae
Exons: 1
Coding region: 16-387 (123 amino acids)
Source: RefSeq, a predicted model, not a curated record
CAAUCAAGCCCAUCAAUGUGCGUAGUUCAGCGACCUUUCGAAUUUUCAAUCAUGAAAAGCAAAAACAUCUGUUUCUGCAUCCAAAUCCGGAGCCAAAAGAGUAAGGAAAACGAGCUGGGAGAUGCAGAGAAGCUUUCCGAGCAAAAAACAUCCGAUCAUCAUCCCAAGUCCCGGAAGAAGGGAAAAAGCAGAGGGCACGCCUCUGCUACUCCGGUUGACGAUGCUGAUGGUAGCGUUCCCGGAGCCACCACAACCGAUGGCACUGCUGGUGCCGGAGUGACUGCUGCUGGAGUGAGUGCAGCACACAUGUCAGCAAUUAGUGCGGAUGAAGGUGGCAGUUCUCAUGGUCACGGGGGUGACUAUGGUGGUGGUGAUGGUGGCGGGUGAUCGUGAAAUUAUGUUAUUUUCCUGGUGGUAUUCUGCUAUUCUAUUUCGCGUUGCUAUCAAGGGAGGCGUGUUGUCAUAUGUCUCUGUUAAUUAAUCCCCUUAAUGUGGACAGCCUGGGGUUUCGAGGAAUUCACUGACGGCAUCCCAUUCCCACGGUUUUGUUUGAUAAGUGAGGAGCAGAAUAUCAUAAAGCAACAAAGUUUUGCAUUCUAAUGGUCUUCCUUCUGUUGCUUCUGCUCUGUGAUAUUAUUACAUUCAGUAGAGACAGAGUUUGUGUGUGUGUGUGUGUGUGGUGUUUGUUUGUUUGUUCGUUCAUUGUAUAUUCAUAAUCUGUUGUGGUGCUGUUA